AUGACCAAACAAAUUUAUCAUACUGCACCAGAAUUCAACAAACCAAAUUCUUUGAAUUUUGACAACUUUUGGCUAUUCGGAUAUGGAAUUGGAAUUCACUUGCUUCAAGUAGAGGACCCCAGCAACAUUCUAAGAAAGAAAGAAAUUAAUCCGAAAGAUAAUCACAUAUCAUUCCAGUGUGAAAGCAUGGGAGCAGUGGAGAAGAAGCUUGAGGAAAUGGAGAUAGAAUACGCGCGUGGAACGGUGGAAGAAGGCGGGAUCAAAGUGGAUAAGUUGUUUUUUCAUGACCCAGAUGGGUUCAUGAUUGAGAUAUGCAACUGUGAUAUCCUUCCCGUGAUUCCCUUACCAAGUGACAUGGUUAGGUCAUGCUCUAUAACGAACCUUCAGAUGCUUCAACAGAGACAGACACACCAAAUUGUGAAACAAGACUCAGCUUUAAUGUUAUCUUGA
Messenger RNA from Vigna angularis (adzuki bean), 450 nucleotides. RefSeq names its product glyoxylase I 4-like. The record is from RefSeq and is a predicted model, not a curated record. Bases 1 to 450 code for a protein of 149 amino acids. The transcript has 3 exons. NCBI's taxonomy places the organism in Eukaryota, Viridiplantae, Streptophyta, Magnoliopsida, Fabales, Fabaceae.